Molecule: messenger RNA, 862 nt
Organism: Centruroides sculpturatus (bark scorpion)
Lineage: Eukaryota; Metazoa; Arthropoda; Arachnida; Scorpiones; Buthidae
Product: endothelin-converting enzyme 1-like
Exons: 10
Coding region: 1-840 (279 amino acids)
Biological process (GO): protein processing
Cellular component (GO): plasma membrane
Molecular function (GO): metalloendopeptidase activity
Source: RefSeq, a predicted model, not a curated record
AUGAUAAUACACGUGGGUUUUGCAUCUUGGACUCAAGACGUUGAAAAAUUAGAAGAAUACUUUAAAUUUCUUCCUAAAAUGACUGACAAUUCUUUUGAAAAUAUGAAUAAUUUAAAUAAGUUCUUAUUAAAGAAGUUAUGCUCACUCUAUCGGAAGAACAAUGAUAGAACCAAAUGGCCACCGUAUCCGCAAAUGGCAGGAUCACAAGUUAAUGGAUUUUACGUACCUAAUUUUAAUGCUAUUAUUCUUCCUGCUGGUAUUCAACAAUUGCCAUUCUAUCACGCCGAUCAACCAAAAUUUAUGAAUUUCGGAGGAAUGGGACUCAUAUUUGGUCACGAAAUAACUCACGGACUCGAUAACUCAGGACGUUUAAGAGAUAAAUAUGGAAAUUUAAAAAACUGGUGGAAAGAGGAAUCGAAAAUGGAAUUUGAGAAAAGAUCGGAGUGUUUUAUCAAUCAAUACAAUUCCUAUUAUUACGAUGGAUUGAGUACAACGGUUAAUGGAAAGAAAACUUUAUCAGAGAAUAUUGCAGAUAACGGUGGAAUUCGUCAAGCUUAUUUGGGUUAUCAGAAAUGGGUAAAAGAUAAUGGGAAAGAAAAUCAUCUUCCAGGUUUAGAAAAGUACAGUCCUGAACAAUUAUUCUUUAUAUCUUUCGCUAAGUCGUGGUGCAGUAGUAUUCAUCCACCAUCAUUACUAGCAAAAUUGUAUGCAGAUGAUCCCCAUUCUGCAAAUCCAUUCAGGGUGAUCGGCAGUUUAUCCAAUAUGAAAGAAUUUUCUGAAGCUUUCAAUUGCAAACCAGGAUCGAGAAUGAAUCCCGAAAACAAAUGUAUCAUAUGGUGAAAGGACGAAAUCAAAUCACAGA